AUGGCAGGCGAAGAAGCUUCAGAAACCCUCGAGCAAGAUAUGGAACCCGAACCCCAAGCAGCUGAAGAGGAGCCAGCUGAUCCGACGCCUGCCACGUCUGAAAACAGCGGUGGCUUGAAGCGCGUUGGUGUCAUGGCCGGCGAACAAGCUUCAGAAACCCUCGAGCAAGAUAUGGAACCCGAACCCCAAGCAGCUGAAGAGGAGCCAGCUGAUCCGACGCCUGCCACGUCCGAAAACAGCGGUGGCUUGAAGCGCGCUAAGGAAGAAGAAAAGGAGGAGGAGAAUGUAGAGAAGAAAUUGAAGGUUGACGAGAAGUUCGUUGAAGAACAAAGGCUUGAGAAACCGGAUGAUAAUAAUGCGGAAACCGAGGAGUUGGGUCCGGUCAGUUUGGGUCCAAAGGUAUUUGAAUCGUCCCAGGAGAUGUUUGAUUACUUUUUCAAGCUUCUGCAUAACUGGCCUCCGAGUAUCAAUGUGAAUAAGUAUGAGCACAUUGUGUUACUGGAGUUGCUCAAGAAAGGUCAUUUGGAGCCUGAGAAAAAGAUUGGCAACGGGAUUAAAGCUUUCCAAGUUCGAUUCCAUCCUCAGUUUAGAAGUCGUUGCUUCUUCCUUAAAAGGGAUGAUGAAUCAGUCGAUGAUUUCAGCUUCAGAAAGUGUGUGGAUCACAUACUUCCCCUGCCAGAAAACAUGCAAACGAAAGACGGUGUCAAUAAGGCAUUGUCUGGGGGUGGAAGAGGUGGUCGUGGCCGUGGCCAUGGACGUGGUCGAGGCCGUGGCAGAGGAUGGUGA
Messenger RNA from Fraxinus pennsylvanica, 786 nucleotides. Lineage: Eukaryota; Viridiplantae; Streptophyta; Magnoliopsida; Lamiales; Oleaceae. The record is from the annotation of a GenBank genome assembly.